AUGUUCCGAAUUAUUGAAUCACAAGCUCCGCCAAAACAAACGGCGACGGACACAAUCGAUGUAUUGAGCAGUAGGCUACAGAGUGCUACACUGUUGGAGGAUCGCCGAGCCGCUAUUCAGGGUCUCAGAAGCUUUGCGAAGCUAUAUCCAGCGUCUGUUGCCUCGGGUGGCCUGCGAUCACUGAUCAGCAGUCUACAAAAUGACGGCGAAGACGUGGACACCAUAAAAGUGGUCCUCGAGACCCUUUUGAUGCUCUUCACGCCAGAUGAAAAUAGCCCUGAAGCAUCGGAUGAAAUAGCUUUGUGGCUUGCGGACUCAUUUACUCAGCGACAAGAUAAUAUCACCACCCUUCUCGAUUUACUCGAAGCCCGCGAAUUCUAUUCUCGUCUAUAUUCUCUACAAUUGAUUUCACACAUCUGCAGCGCACGACCGGAACGAACACAAGAAUGCAUUUUCACAGCGCCACUCGGCAUUUCCAAAUUGGUCAAUGUCCUGACCGACUCGAGGGAACCGGUGCGGAACGGUAUGUCUUGCCAAACACUACAAUCGCUUCUGGUUAACUACGGAACGCUGACCGGCAGUGUUUUCUUCCAAUUGUUAGAGGCUCUCGUAUUACUUAUUGCUCUUACACCUACCUCCGAGGAACUGCAGAAACUUGUCGCAUUUGAGAACACAUUUGAAAUUCUUCUUGAUCUUAUUAACAAGGAAGGAGCAUUGAGCCUUGGAACCGAGGUCGUUGAGGACUGCUUGUCCUUGUUGGCCCACCUCCUGAGAUUCAAUAUCUCCAAUCAGUCAUCUUUCCGAGAGACUGGCUGUGUGAAGAGAGUGACACAUCUUCUGCAUGAAUGCCAGCAAGAGCCAGAGGGGGACGAGCCGCUGCCGGAAUGGACUUUAGUGCACCGAGACAAGAACGUCUGGGGCCUGUUGGCCAUCAUCCAGCUAUUUCUGAUCCGCGGCAGCGCGAGCACACCUAUCAACCAAACUGCGUUUUGGCAAAAUGGCGUUACAGAACAGGUUCUGAGCAUUGCAUUUGGUCAACGAUUCAGUGUCAGCGUAACAGCAAAGGCGUUGUCAACUUGUGCUGAUCUCAUCCGUGGCAAUUCGCCUUUACAAGAGAGAUUCGGUGACAUCGAGGUCUUGUGGGGCUCUCAUAGCCGCGGCGAUGCGACUGUCAAUGGCAACGGCAAUGUCAACGAGCCUUUACGAAUCAAUGUCAUUGAGGCUUUCCUGAAACUCAGUCUUGAGCCUGCCCCCAACAACCUUUUGGAUGCCCGUCUUGCAGCUUGCGAAUGCAUGAAAGCGUUCUUCGCUCAUCACCCUGGGAUUCGCAUGCACGUGCUCAGGCGAGCCAUUGAAGGGCAUACCAGCGGGCAAGAUGCCAUUCCCAAUAUCAUAUCUGUGUUGCUCACUGCGCCGGAAUCGCGAGGAAAUGCUGACCCAUAUCAAGUAUGGAUGGCUUGCGUUUUGAUGUUCCACUUGAUCUUCGACGAUGGCGAGGCGAAGGCGACUGCUAUGAAAGUUACCGAAGGCGACGCCGAGAGUGGUGAAGAAGUCGUUACAAGCGUCCAAUCAGUUGUUGGCAAUCUCAUCACUGGGCUGCAGCGCGGCGAUGAUGAAAGAAUCACUGUCGGAUAUCUGAUGCUCCUCUGUGGUUGGUUGUUUGAAGACCCAGAUGUCGUCAAUGAUCUAUUGGGAGAAGGUAGUAGCAUUCAGACCUUGCUGCAAGAAAUUAAGCACCAGCGCGCUCCGAGCAAGCUGGUACCUGGUCUGUGCACUGUGCUGCUGGGAAUUAUCUACGAGUUCUCUACCAAGGACUCCCCAAUCCCUCGCCUUACACUCCACAAACUGCUUAUUGAGCAGCUCGGCAGGGAGCAAUACAUCGACAAGAUCACACGACUUCGAGAGUGUCCACUGGUCCGUGACUUCGAGGUCCUACCCCAGAACGCGGGAAGUCAGCUUGAAGGAGGACUGCCGGAAGUCUUCUUCGACCGCGCAUUCGUUGAGUUCCUGAAGGACAACUUCAGUCGCCUACUGCGUGCAAUUGAUAGAGAACCCGGUUUUGAGGUUUCAGUCGUCGCCAAUGGCGUGGAGAAGGGAGUCUCGCGUGAACUUGUGGACACUUUACGAGCCGAGAUUGAAGACCGUACUCAGACACUCCAAAAGUUGGAGUCUGACCUUGUGGAAAUUCAAAGGAAGCUUGAUCAGGAGCAAUUAGAUCACCGGAAGACAAAGGAGUCCGGCACUGUGGAGUUGUCAAAGGCUCAGCAGUCCAGCCAAUCCCUCCAACAGAGUCACGCGAAAGAGCUUUCCCAACAACUCGCGAAACUGGAAGAUCAGCACAACCGGUCAAGAAGUGAACUGCUGAAGCAACAUGGUGAGCAGCUUCGAGCCCUUGAAACUCAACUCAAGCAAGCUCUUGCACAAGCAGAGGGCCAAGACAAACAGGCUAAACAAGCAAGAGAGCACCAUGAGCGAGAAGUGGCUGGCUUGCAGCAGAAGAUUCGUGGCAUGGAGGCGGAACUUACUCGCAUUCGUGGGCAGCACACAACUGAGAUUUCUGACCUCAACAAGAAGAUUCAAGACCUGAAGAGCAGCGUCAACCAGUCAAAAUCUGCACACGGCAGUGAGGUUGCGGGGCUCCAAAAACAGAUUCAAACUCUUGAGGGUCUGAAAGCAACCAGUGAUGGACAGGUUGCUGAUCUCAGCAGAAAAAUUCAAGAGUCCCAGAGCGCGAUCGACCAGUCGAAAAAUUCCCACAGCGCAGAGGUUGCUAGUCUUCAAAAGAAAAUAGAAGAUCUCGAGGCUACCAGGAAGUCUCAAGACGGACAGAUUGCAGGUCUUGAGGAGACCAUUCAGGAUCUUGAGGGCACGAAAACCUCUCACGAUGCAAAUGUUGCGGCUCUUAAGAAAGAGAUCCAAGAUAUGGAGGCAACCAAGAAAUCUCAUGAUGAACAGGUUGCAGCCCUCGAGCAGAAGGUCCAGGAUCUCGAGGCAACUAAGAAGUCUCACGAUGAACAGGUUGCCGAUCUCAACAAGAAGCUCUCGGAGUUCCAGAACAAGAAGGGGUCCCAUGACGGACAAAUUGCCGAUCUUACAAAGAAGCUCCAGGAUCUUGACUCUACGCUGGCCACAGCCCAACAGCAGCACGAGAAGGAAGCCAGCGAUUACAAGAGCAAGAUCACCACUUUGGAGACCAGCCUCUCCACAAGCAAAGAAGAACGUGAGACCGCAGUCACUGGCCAUGAACAAAAGAUUGGGACUCUGGAAUCCAGCUUGAAAUCUGCCCAAGCGGAACACGAAGCCGAAAUCGCUACCCUGAAAAAGUCCGUCUCGAACCUCGAGUCAGAGCUCACCAAAGCCCAGAAAUCCAGCAAGGAUCUUGAGACCGCUUCAAAGGGCUCGGCAUCCGAGACUUCUGCGCUGGAAGCACGGGCCAAGGAGGCAGAGGCAAAGGCCAAGGAAGCCGAGUCACAGGCCCGCACUGCGACCGAUGCUCUGAAAACCAUUCAGCAACAGCUUGAAAAGGCCAAUGCGGAAGCCAAGGAAAAGGAGGAAGCUCGGCAGUCAGCACAGUCAGAACUGGAGGACCUGCUUAUCGUCUUUGGGGAUUUGGAGGCCAAGAGAACCGAAGACAAGAACCGACUCAAGGAGCUUGGUCAAGAGGUUUCCGAGGCUGAGGAUGAGGAUGAUGAGGACGAGGAUGAGGACGAUGAAUGA
Messenger RNA from Penicillium brevicompactum, 3717 nucleotides. RefSeq lists its product as uncharacterized. The record is from RefSeq and is a predicted model, not a curated record. Gene Ontology annotation, cellular component: Golgi stack; ER to Golgi transport vesicle membrane; endoplasmic reticulum. The coding region runs from base 1 to 3717 and encodes 1238 amino acids. Gene Ontology annotation, biological process: intracellular protein transport; transcytosis; vesicle fusion with Golgi apparatus. Lineage: Eukaryota; Fungi; Ascomycota; Eurotiomycetes; Eurotiales; Aspergillaceae. The transcript is spliced from 5 exons.